UGGAUUUGGGUUUUUCUUUCAGCGUAUAUCUUUUUUUUUAAUUGGAGGGAUGCACAGGAGGGGAAAUUGAAAAAAAAAUUGUUGGCUUUUGUUUACCUGGCGUGUGUGGCAACGGGCUUUCUCACUGCCUGCCAUCUCUGACCUUUCUUUCUUUCCUUUCUCUUCUUUCCAAAGGAAAAAAAAUAAUCCCCCCCCAUGUGCAUGAAGGGUUAAGGGGGAAAUGGGGGGGGAAAUCUGAGAAUCCAACCAAGCCCUGCCCCCCUUCUGUAGAAAACCAAUAACACCCCCUUCCUUUUUAAAAAAUUUUUACCUUCAUCCUAUCCUUUCUCCUCCUCCUCCCACUCCCUCCUUUCCACACCCCCCCCCCCCCACCCCCAACUCACAACUCUGUUGAGUCCAGAAUUUCAGAAUCUGGUGUUGGGCUUUGCCGGGAUGCUUCGGAGGAAUGGAUGAAUUCCACCCGUUCAUCGAGGCCUUGCUGCCUCAUGUCCGUGCCUUCUCCUACACCUGGUUCAAUCUGCAGGCGCGGAAGCGCAAGUACUUCAAGAAACAUGAGAAGCGCAUGUCGAAGGACGAGGAGCGGGCAGUGAAGGAUGAGCUGCUGGGGGAGAAGCCCGAGAUCAAGCAGAAGUGGGCGUCCCGGCUCCUGGCCAAGCUGCGCAAGGACAUCCGGCCCGAGUUCCGUGAGGACUUUGUGCUGACCAUCACCGGCAAGAAGGCCCCCUGCUGUGUCCUCUCCAACCCUGACCAGAAGGGCAAGAUCCGCCGGAUUGACUGCCUGCGCCAGGCCGACAAGGUGUGGCGGCUCGACCUGGUCAUGGUGAUUUUGUUUAAGGGGAUCCCCCUGGAAAGUACUGAUGGGGAGCGGCUCUACAAGUCCCCCCAGUGCUCCAACCCCGGCCUGUGUGUCCAGCCUCACCACAUUGGAGUCACAAUCAAAGAACUGGAUCUUUACCUGGCUUACUUUGUCCACACUCCUGAAUCCGGACAAUCAGACAGUUCAAACCAGCAAGGAGAUGCGGACAUCAAACCACUGCCCAAUGGGCACUUAAGUUUCCAAGACUGCUUUGUGACCUCUGGGGUCUGGAAUGUGACCGAGCUGGUCAGAGUAUCACAGACUCCUGUUGCUACGGCGUCAGGGCCUAACUUCUCCCUGGCGGAUUUGGAGAGCCCCAGUUACUACAACAUAAACCAGGUGACCCUUGGGCGGCGGUCCAUCACCUCCCCUCCUUCCACCAGCACCACCAAGCGCCCGAAGUCCAUAGAUGACAGUGAGAUGGAGAGCCCCGUGGAUGAUGUGUUCUACCCUGGGACAGGACGGUCCCCAGCAGCUGGCAGCAGCCAGUCCAGUGGCUGGCCUAAUGAUGUGGAUGCAGGCCCGGCUUCUCUAAAGAAGUCAGGAAAGCUGGACUUCUGCAGUGCCCUCUCCUCUCAGACCAGCUCCCCGCGCAUGGCUUUCACCCACCACCCGCUGCCCGUGCUAGCUGGAGUGAGACCAGGGAGCCCUCGGGCGACAGCCUCUGCUCUGCAUUUUCCCUCGACCUCCAUCAUCCAGCAGUCGAGCCCGUAUUUCACCCACCCGACCAUCCGCUACCACCACCACCAUGGCCAGGACUCACUGAAAGAGUUUGUGCAGUUCGUGUGCUCCGAUGGUACAGGCCAGGCCACAGGGCAGCCUAACGGUAGUGGCCAGGGCAAAGUCCCGGGGUCAUUUUUGCUACCACCACCGCCUCCAGUGGCCAGACCUGUGCCCCUUCCUAUGCCUGAUACCAAAUCCACCAGCACUACCCCAGACGGCGCCGCCUUGACUCCUACAUCACCCUCAUUCUCAACGACAGGCGCCUCCUCUGCCAACCGGUUUGUCAGCAUCGGACCCCGGGACGGCAACUUUCUAAACAUCCCACAGCAGUCUCAGUCCUGGUUCCUCUGACGAGAUCUACAAGAAAAAGAAAGAAGAGGAAAAAGGGGGAAGAAGAGAUUUGAAACAUGGAAAAAUCCCCCAGCCCAGCUCAGCUCAGCCUAGCCCGACUAGCCCCACCCCACCAAAAAGCGAAAAUUUAAAAGUCAUCAUCCACUCUACCCUCUCCUGCCAGGGGGACCCUUCUGGCACCCACAGAGCCCAGCCCAGCUGUCAGGACCCAGAAGAAGGGGCCUGGGGUGGAGCCACACACCAGCAGCCAGGAGGAAAGGAAAACGGGGGAAAAACAGAAAUUUAAAAAAUACAAACAAAAAAGGGUGACAAGGAGCGGUCCCCUGUCCACUCCCUCCACCUUUACGUCCCUUCCCCCUCACACACACAAAUAUACACAAACAUGUGCGAGCGCGUACACACACACACACACACACACACACACACACACACACACACACUAUACUACAUGACACUACUGGGGCCUCCUGGCUACAGCCCAGGCAAAAGCCAAGGAGAAUGGACUGAGAGUUGAAAAGUUUUCCAAUGCAUGACCAACCUGGCUAGGAGGGUCCCAAGUUCUGCCCUCCCUGCCCAAGGUUGUCUAUUUGGUAGAUGACAAAGCACACCUCCCCAGCGCACCUCACACCUGCUGCUCCUUUGGGGCUGGAAGAACUCUCCAAGGGUCUUGAGCCCUUCUUGCCCCUUCCCCUCUCCUAGCCUGGUCCCAUUCCUCCAGCACGGGCAGUUGUUCCAAAUCUGACCUUGGUUGGGAUAUAUGUGUGUGUAAGGGUGCUUUCUAAGGCUUCUUUCCAUUGUUCUAGCACCCAGGACCUGAAGACCUGGGAAGGGAGAGCCCUAGACAGCUAGGCCUGGCCAGGGAUCCAGCAAGGCCUUUGAUGCCUUAUUGGAACCACUGAAGUUGUUUUAUGCUUGUAUUCUUAGUAUGCACCAGGGUAGAGGGGGCUAAGUUCUGACGUGAACUUGGCCUGGAGGGGGUGCCAGUCAGCUGGAGCCCAUUGGAAGAGAGGCAGAACUUGCCCCUGGAAUAGACCUAGCCCUAUAUUGUAUCCUCUUCCCCAGAAUCACUCUUAGCCCACACCAUCCUUGAAGAUAGCUUUCAUGUCAUCUUAUCAUUAUGUACAGUCUAUAGGAACAAGUUGAAAUGCUCUCAACAGGACCAGCCAGCUGUCCCCCUCAUAACUUGCCCCCUUGUCUUAGGAUGUUCCCCUGUUCUACAUUGGCCUUUCUCUUCCCCCAGUCCCCUGGAGACAGGGCCCAAAAGAGGUGGGAAGGAGUGAGGCCAAGACUGGGGCUUGAACUCUGGGGAGACAGAGUUUCUAAGUGUCUGAGCACAGGGAGAACCAGCCCAUCCCCACAAGUAUCUCCCUGCUCUUUUCACCCUCUAAACUUUUCCUCCAACCCAGCUCUUCCAAGACACCAGCAGUCCUUCCACCUACUCUCUCCCACCAAAAAUAACCCCCAGGAAAAAUCACCAGAGAGGCUUAAGAGCCCUGGCCCGUGGCCUUCUCCUGGGCUGGCCAAAAAGGCCUAACACCAAGGGCAUCAGCUGGAUUGGUGAAGUCUGAAGUUGGAUUGGAGGAGAGGAGGAGCCAGCCCUACAGCCCCCCAGGUCCACAGCUGGCUGGCUGCCCGCCUUUUGAGAGCUUUUCGGCUGGGACGCUAAGUCACAUCUACCCUAGGUAGGCUUUGUGCUCUCGGACUUGCUCUCAAUUUAUGUUCCUUUAGAGGUAACAGUUGGGUGGUGGUGUACUUCAUUUAGUAUUACAGAGCUUUCUCUCUCUCUUCUACUUUUUCUCUUCCACCCCCUCUUUCCUUCCCUGCUUUCCUCUAACCAGUUUAUAGCUGUAUUUUUUUUCCUGUUGUAGUUGGGAAAUUGGUAUCAAAUUGGGAACAAAGAAAUCAUCAUGUCCUAGAAAGCUGCCCCUCUCUGGCCCUGCCCCCCUCCCCAGGGAUGGGCUCAGACCAAGGAGAGAGGCCCAAAAGCCAACCAGUUGAUUUUGUCUCCUCUCUUGACUGGGCAUGAUCUUGGGUUGGGCAAAGGCAAAGGGCCAGAGGCCAGGGGACUCAAAGCCCAUACAACAUCCAUAGGUAGACAGGCUCCAGGUUCUCCAGGACUUGCUUCUCACUCUGUGUGACUUCUCUCUCUGUGCCUUACUCCCUCCUAGCUUCUCUUUGGUCUCUCCUCUUUCCUCCUCUCCUCUCUUCUCUCCUCUCUUCUCCUCUUGUCUCUCCUCUCUUCUCCUCUCCUCUGCUCUCCUUUCCUUUCCUCUGUCUCUCACACACAUUCUAUGGAAACACAAAGCACAGGUUGGGAGCCUCUGUCCAACAUUGCACCAGGUUGGGGGGAGCCAUGGGCUCUAUUGGUGGUUUUGCAUUGGUUAUUGGCUGUGGACAACACGAUCAGGACAGGUUAGGACAGCCAUAAGAGGAGUAGAGGAGGAGGGGGUAAGGAAAACUAGUUAGGAGCCUCAGAUUCAGAUCUACCCAUAAGGAAAGCUGAGGGUGGCCUCACCUCCUAAGCUCAGCCACAAGAGGUUUUUAAUUUUUCAAGUGGAGUGUGUGUCUGUCCCUCUCUGCAGCCUUGGAAAAGGACCAGGAAAGACAGGGGAGGAAGAGAGCAGGGAUGGAAUUGGGGGUUGUGACUGCCUUCUCUCCCAACUCAGGGUGGUGUUAGGAGCUGGCUUCGGGUGGCUGGGGCCGGGCUGGGGCCAGGGCUGAUGCCUGGUCAAAGUGCAAUGAUUUUCCAGUUCGGUUGGAAAACAGGGUCAGACCUGCAGCAGGGAGAGGAGAGGGAAGAGCCUAAAGCUGGCCUGUCCAGCCUCCUCCCUGUCUCCACUCCCACCCAUACCUUUUCCUGGGGACUCCCCCCCACCCCAGACAAUCGUUGCCACGCACAAACCUCCGUGCCUGGGCCUUGUAUGUGUCCCUAACCUCACGGAGCCAGGCCCUGGCUUGGGAUCUUGGGGAGCCUCAGCUGCUCCCUCCUCGCACUAGGUAGAAAGCUGCAGGCCAGCUGCGUGUGCCUCACCUCCUUGCCCAACCUAGGUGGGGGGGGCAGUAUGAGGUGAAGGGAGGGUACAGGGAACCCCCAAAUUAGGACAGUCUCGUCUUAGAGUCGUCUCGGUUGGGGGCGGGGGAGGGGGGGGAUGGUAGAGCAAGAUAGAAGCGGGCCGCGGCAAUGGGGGGUGGGGUGGGGUGGGUGGGGAUUUGCAUGGAAUCCGUUUGUUUCCCUGAUUACCAUCAUUUCGGUUUGAGGGCAGGAGGCGGCGGUGGAGACAGGAAGCGGGGACUGUUAGAAAAAAAAAAAAAGAAAAACACAAAAACCUUUUUUAAAAAAAACACAAAAAUAUAUAUACGGGGGAAUGAACUUUUUUUUUUCAUUGAACCAAGUGCAAUGCAUUGGAGAGUUUUCCUAUCUUUGUAUGUUAGAGAUUGUUAAGAAGAAGAAAAAAAGUCUAUUUUUGUUGCAAUGUCCUCGCGGCUCUGGGGACACUAAAGAAAAGGGCCGCCCGCCACGCGCGGGCACAGACGCCCAAGUGGGUUUUCCGUUUGUUUGUUUUUUUUUCGUUUUUUUUUUUCGUUCGUUCGUUCGUUUUCGGUUGUUUCUUUUUUCUUUCUUGAAGCCGUUUGCCUGCGUGGACGAGGCUGAUCCGGGGCUUGCCCUGCUUCGCCGUCUGUUCUCGGGGUCGGUGGGAGGGCUGAAGGAAGGAUUUCCACAUUUAAACCACAUUUAAACAUCACAGAAUCAGAGAGGAAAAGGACGAGAGGAAAAUUUUUAAAAAGAAAAAAGUUAAAAAUAAAAAAAAUAAAAAAAUCCUGGUGCUUUGUACAUUAUAAAGUACAUUAAAAAAACCCACCCAACUCUAUUAUACGUCAGUUUAUGAACCAGUUAAGUAUCAUACCGCACGUUAGGAACCACGCAUAGCCCUUUGUUAUGUUAACGCACGGGACAGCGGUUUGCGCUCGGCGGCUGGGCGCGGCUGCCCCGGGCUGGCGCGGAUCUCCUGGGGGCCCCUGGCCAGGGGCCACCCCCUUCCCCCUAUCCGGACACAGAGGCCCCUCCCCCUGUCCCCGCCCCCUGCAGAGGUCAGUGUCCAGUCACCGACGCCACCCCCUCGAGCGCCUUUCUUUGAGCCAGACGCCAACUUGCCCCACACCAGCAUUGUCCAGGGAGCGCUCUGCAAGUUGGUUAGUUUCCUCUCCCCUUCCCUUCCCCGGCGCCCUCCUCUGACCCCCGUCCCACUCAGCACCCCUGGCAGACCGGCCGCACAGAGCGCCCGCCGGAGGCUGUGGAAAGGGUUUGACGCUUCAGGGAAGGACCAAACCUGCUAACUCAAAUAACACCGGCCCUCUCCCCCCCUCCCCCAUACUUCCCACACCCACAUAUACAUGCAACACACACACACACACACACACACACACACACACUCCACAACCCAAUCGACUUGCCUUACACCCCUCCUUACCCCGCGCUGGCCGGCCAACCUAGUGCCUUCUCCUCACUCCCACCCCCCCUCCCCCGUGCUGGUGGAGCGGACGCCGAACUCUGGCUCCCAAAGGGGCUGAGUGGACCAGAUGAUCAGAUGAAUCCCCCCUCCCAUUCCCAAUCCAGACCCUCCGCCCGACUCGAACCACACUGAACAAAAUUACACACACAAAAAGGAGCAAUAAAGUCAAGAGGACUUUGUCCCCCUCCCCUCCCAAUGGAGAAUCCAAGGGCCUCCAGCCCACCCCCCACCCCGGGGACGCUCCCGGGGACACCACUCCUCACGCCAGCCUGGGCCAGCCGCACUAUAUAGCCCUUUACCCUUCUUUCCUUUCACGCCCCUUCCCCGGAGAUCCAUGCGCCCGGACAGCACCAGCAUCGCGGACAGCAAAGCCGCCCGUCCCGUCAAACAAGUUUCUUCUUAGGCUAAGAAACGCAGUAUAUAUGAGUAUCUCUAUAUAGUACUAAUGGAUUUGGUGUGCUUCCCCUUAGCAUCCCCCUGUCCCUUUGCUCCUCCUUCAGCCUGGUCCCCCUCCCUUCCCUUCCCCGUCUCCGCACUGAGAUACAUAAGAAACAAGGGUAGUUUACUGUCUGUUUUGUUUUCUGGGUUUUUCAGUGUCCUAGCGGAAUGCAGGUAGGCAGCCAGCCCGUAUGUUCCCCAUCCCCUCCCCUGCCCCUUCUCCCGCCCUGGCCCCUGUCACUGCGCUUCUGUUACACCAUCUUUGCCUGACUCUCUCCAGCUUCUCCAUUGAAUGGCUAAUGUGUAUGUGAAA
This is a messenger RNA of Dromiciops gliroides (monito del monte), 7192 nucleotides long. It is a transcript of the gene NFIX, whose product is annotated as nuclear factor I X. Gene Ontology annotation, cellular component: nucleus. Bases 446 to 1930 code for a protein of 494 amino acids. Gene Ontology annotation, biological process: regulation of transcription by RNA polymerase II. Lineage: Eukaryota; Metazoa; Chordata; Mammalia; Microbiotheria; Microbiotheriidae. The record is from RefSeq and is a predicted model, not a curated record. The transcript has 11 exons. Gene Ontology annotation, molecular function: DNA-binding transcription factor activity, RNA polymerase II-specific; RNA polymerase II cis-regulatory region sequence-specific DNA binding.